Molecule: messenger RNA, 8160 nt
Organism: Plasmodium yoelii
Lineage: Eukaryota; Apicomplexa; Aconoidasida; Haemosporida; Plasmodiidae
Product: conserved Plasmodium protein, unknown function
Exons: 1
Coding region: 1-8160 (2719 amino acids)
Source: RefSeq, a predicted model, not a curated record
AUGAGUUUAAAUAAUAAUAAUAUAGUAGAUUUAAUAAAAAAAAAAAAGGAAAUAAUAAAAGAGAAAAGAAAAGAAAGUAGGUCUCAAAAUUCUAUAUCAACAAAGAUAAAUAAUAAUGAAAAUAAAAAUGAAUUGAGUAAAAAUACACUAAUUAAUAAUUUUGUAACAUCUCAAAAAUUAAUAAAAGAUUUACAAAAAAGAGAUAACAUAUCUUUAGAUACAUCUUUAUAUUUAUUUAAUGUUGAAGUUGAAAAGAUUCAAAAAAUUACAAAAUGUGAUAAAUGGAAAAAUGUUCCAUAUAUUUACCAAAAAUCAGCAACUGAAAUAUUAUUACGAAAAAAUGAAUAUAUAACUGAGUUUAAUAAAAAAUAUAAAAAAAAUAUGAAUAAAAAAAUUGGUCAAAAUAAUAUAGUUACAAAAAGAUAUAGUAGUAAUGUAAGUACCCACAGAAAUUGUAAUAAACAAGCUUCAAUUCGAUCUCAAACAGUGAACCAAUAUGUCCUUAAAAAAUUGGAAAAUGCUAAUAAAAAAGCUAUAGCCAAUAUAAGAGAAAAUUCCCACUCAAAAAAAAUCAAUAACAAUGAAAACGGUCUUAAAAAUGGUACACACUUAAGAAAUUGUGGCAAUGUUGGAAAUUAUGGCAACUUUGAAAAUGAAGCGCAAGAUGAGCGUGCAAAUAGUCAUGAAAAUGUGAAUAAAAGUAAUUGUUUUUUUCGGUGUGAUGGAAUCUAUUCUACAUCUACAAAUUUGGUGGACACAGAAAAAGACGAAAAUUCAAAUUUUGUAAAAGAAAAUAAAUUUAAAAAUAUAAAGAAUUAUAAUGGAAUGUUUUAUGAGAAUAUAAAUUCAAAUGGGUUGAAAAAAAACGAUUAUUAUUAUUAUGAUAAUAGUGGUAACAGAACUAACAGUAGGAAUAGAAUUUAUUCCAAUUCACGUCCUAAAAAUAUUUCAUCUUUUAGUUCUAAUUCUGAAAAAGAAAAGUUUGAGAAAGAAAAGUUUGAGAAAGAAAAAUUUGAGAAAGACAUAAAAUCGAAUCAAGAUACAAAUAAGCGAAACUCUAUUUGGUGUUCAUAUGGAUCUAACAAUUUAAAUAAUUUAAAAAAAAACGAUAACAUAUCAAAUGUUGAAAAUGAUGACAUAUCAAAUGGUGAAAAUGAUGACAUAUCAAAUGGUGAAAAUGAUAUAAAUAAAAAAUGUUUAGGAAAAUAUUUUUGUUACAAUAAUGAAAAUCAAGAUAGUGACAUUCCAGAACCAUUUAGUCACGAAAAUGAUCUUGUGAAAAAAAAAUGGUCAGAAAUGAAAUGUUCACAUUUUAGCAUAAAUAAUUCAAAUUUAAAUUCGAACGAUAUUAACGAUAUUAACGAAAUAAAAUCGAAUAAGCAAACAAAAAAAAUUAUUCCAAAUUUUGAGCGACACACUGUUUCAUCUUUUAUAAAAAAUUUAAGUGUACAAAAAGAAAUUUUAGAAAAAAAACAAAAAAAACAGGUUCGAGAAAAAUUGAAAAGAAUGCCUACUAAACAAAUUGUCGAAACUUCCAAAAGAACAUAUUCUUUAUAUGAUAAGGCAACACAAAACAAUUUAAAAAAUCUUGUAAAAUCUCAAAAAAAAAGCGAUAAAAAUGAGCAAAAUAACGAAAAAAUAUGUGGAAAAAAUAAACAAAAUUACGACAAAAUAUGUGGAAAAAACAAACAGAAUGAUGACAAAAUAUGUGGAAAAAAUAAACAGAAUGACGAUCUAAUAAAUGAUAGCAGUUUCGAGGAAAUAUGGAAUACAGUUUUAAAAAAGCAAGAUACAUUAUAUAGUGUUAAAAAUACAUCUCCUAAUAAUAAAUAUGAUUUGUAUCAUAUAGUCCCAUUUAAUGAUAAUUAUUCCUGGGUCAGAAAUUUAAGAAAUUAUAGUUCGCCUGCUAAGUUUAAUAGUUGUUCUGUUAAUUCGAAUUUGAAAGAAAAUUGUAAAAAAGUUUCUGAAAAACAAAAAGAAGAGAGAAAAAUUGGGUCCAAUCUAAAAGUUAAUAAUAUUAACAAGUCACAAUUUUAUGAAAAAAAUAAAAUAAAGCAAAAACUAGAAAAAAAAAAUGAUCAAAAUAAGUUGGAAGUAGAAAAAAAAAAUGAUCAAAAUAAGUUGGAAGUAGAAAAAAAAAAUGAUCAAAAUAAGUUGGAAGUAGAAAGGAAAGAUGAACCAAAAUAUUUACCAAAUUGUAAAGACAACACUAUAGAUGUAAAUAAUAAUCUUAAAAUUAAAGAAAAUAGUUGUUUUUAUAAUAAUUAUGUUUUUUGCAAUAAUAAACAAGAAACUGAAAAUAGUGAUAUGGGAAAAGAUGAUGAUAGUGAAGAGAAUAAAAAUAAUAUUAAAGAAUAUAUAAACAUACUUGAAAAUGUUAAAAAUAAUUUAAAAGAAGAAGAUAAAAAUCCGUUAGAAAAAUUUAAUGAAAGAAAAAGUAAUAAUAAUUUUGAAAUAUAUGAAUAUGUGAAAAAUAAUGAAAAUUAUAAAAAAAAUAAUAAAAUUUUUGAAAUUUUAGUAAACCCUCAAAAUAAUAUCAAUAAUAAAAACGAAAACACAAAUAAAAAUAAAAUUAUUACAUCUAAAUAUUCUCUUAAAAAUAAUAAUCAAAAUGUAAUUUCAAAUUCUAAAAAGUCAAUAAGUAAUGUGUCUAACAAUUUAUUUGGAUAUAAACAAUAUUUUAAACAUGAUGCAAAUACAAAUAAGUUAUGUGAAAAAAAAAAAAAUAAUAAAUGCUUUAUACCAUUUUCUCAGAUUCCCUCUCCUUUUAAUGAUCAAAAAUCUAUGAUUCUUCAAAAAAAUAAUAUAGAAACAGAUGCACCGAAUCAAAGCAAAUUUAUGUGUAAUUCUUGUCAUACAAAUUCUAAUAUAAAAAAUGUUGAACAUUUAAAUAAUUAUGAAAAAAAGAAAGAUGAAAUUAUAUAUAAUAAAAGUUUGGCUAGUUCAAAAGAAUUAAAUACACAAAAGAGUAUUAUAUCUAAUCCUUCAAUAAAUUCUAAAAAAUAUAAUGAUAAAUUUAUAUUUUUUGAAAAGAACAUAAAUUUAUUAGAAAAAGAGACCAAUAUUAAUAAUAAAAUAGAUAAUACUGAUUCUACGAAUAAUAUAGAUGUAGAAUCUGAUCAAAAUUAUUCAUGCUAUAAAACAUUAUGUGUAUAUAAUAAAUUUCUGAACAAACAUAAUGAAUAUGAUUCCGUUAAUACAUUAGAAGAAGCCAAAAAAAUAGAAAAAAAUAUUUUAGAAAAACAAAAAUCAGAGCAUUUCUGUCUUAAUCAUGGAAUGAGAAUAGUAACAAAAGAUUCAGAAAAAGAUAUUUUGAAUAAUAAAAUAAAUGAAAAUCUUGGUCAAUCUAUGAUAGAUGCUAAUGUAAAUUCGAUAAAAAAAAUAAACUCGACAAAGUUAAGCUCGGCGAAUAGUAUUAAUGUGGCAGAUGCGCAAAGUGGUGUAAGCUGUUUUAACAUUGGAUGCUCAUAUAAUUCAGUUGAUAAAUCAAAUAACGAGUUUAAAAUUAAAAAAGAAAUAGCUGAACCCAUGGAAAAUUAUAGAAUCAAUGUAGAUGCAAAAAUUGAAUCUGAUAAUGCUGGAUGCUAUUUUAAUUUGUGUAAAAACAAAGAAGUGAAUUCUCAAGAAUAUUUUACCGGAUCUAUUGAUUCAAAAAAUUUAAACACUGGAAAUGUUGAGAAAAGAAGAACUACUUCUAUACUUGAUAAUAAUGAUAAAAUAUUCGAAUUUGAAAGUAGAAGCAUUUCAAAUAACAGGAAGCAAACACAUUUCCAAGAUUCAAAUGAUGAAGAUAUGAAUUUAUUAAAAAGAAAAGAAACAUAUAACAAUGUAGAGACAGUAGUAGAACGAAAAAAAACAUACAAUUUAGAUUUUACAGAUAAUAAAAAUGAAAAUAAUUUAAAAGAAAAAAUUAACCAAGAAUAUGGAUACAUAAAUAAAUCUUCUUAUUCUAAUAAUUAUGAAAUGAUAGGAAUGAAAAAAAGUAUUAUGAAUACUAAACGAGCAACUACAUAUAGUUAUCCUAAAUUAGAUGUAAAUUCAAUAAAUGAAAAAAUGGAUGUAAAUAAUAAAUUAAAAAAUGAAGGAAUAAAUAACAAAUUAAAAAAUGAAGGAAUUAGUAGUAAUACAUUUGAUAAUUAUGUUUUUAUAAAAAAUAAAAUUGCUAUACCAAAAUUAAAAUUAGAUCAAUUAAAACAUAAAAAUAAUCAUCAUUUUGAUAUUUUAAGUUCUGAAAUAAAAAAUCCUGCACAUUUUUCAGUAUUACAAUGUAAUAAGGUACAUCUAUUUCCUUUUAUUCCUUUAAAUGAUAAGAAUGUUAUUUUUUCUAAUAAUAAACAACCAGAUUUAUUGAAAAUAGAAAGUAAUUAUUUAUCUACUUUAAAUAUUAAUAAAAUAAAUCCUAAUAAUAAAUUUAAUAAUAAUGAAAUUAGUGAAAUAAUUGUCAAAAAUAAUAAUAUUUUAUCUUUUGCUCCUAAAAAUGUAAAUAAAACAUCAACACGUUCAAGAUCUCACACAUUUAAUUUAAAUUAUAAAAAAAAUAAUAUAACUAAUACAAGAUUAUCAAAUAAUAUAAUUACAAAUUUAAAUAACGAAAAAUAUGAUAAUAUUUCUAAUCCAGUUUGUUCAGAAUCAUUUGUAAGUAAUGUCUUUCCUAUCUUCAGAAAAAAUAGAAGUAAAUCUAAUUCAAAACAUUAUAAUAAAUUAAAAUUACAUGAAUAUCAAUCUAAAAUCAUAUUUCCAGAUUUAAAAAAUAAUAAAAAUGUAUUUCCCAAUUGUUCUGAUGAGAAUGCCAAUUCUGAAUCGGCUAAUUUGAAAGUGAAUGACUCUGUUAAUUUGAAAGUGAAUGACUCUGUUAAUUUGAAAGUGAAUGACUCUGUUAAUUUGAAAGUGAAUGACUCUGUUAAUUUGAAAGUGAAUGAUUCUGUUAAUUGCUUGAACCCGUGCAUCUGCCAAAAUGUAACCAAAACCGAAUUGACAAAUGAGAAUCAUUUAGAUGCAGUACAUAAUAAAAACAGUAAUGAUAAUCUAAACAAAGAUAUAGAAUACAUAAAAAUAGAAUCACAAAAUGUUAUAGAUAAUUCUCAAUUUAACAACCAAAAUAAAAGUUUUGAAGAAAUAAAUAAUAACACAUCAAAAAAACAAUCAUAUAAAGAUAUCAUUUUGAAUUUUUUUGGAAUAAAAAAAAAAUACAAUGAAAAGAAAGAUGAUACUUCUAAUCAUUUUCAAAACAAAAUCAAAGAGAACAAUGGAAAUAUGAAUGUCCCAAAAAUGUGUAAUACCAAAAGUUUAGGAAUAGAAAACACAUUUCAUGGGUACAGUAAAAAUGGUCAAAAUGGUCAAAAUGGUCAAAAUGGUCAAAAUGGUCAAAAUAGUAAAAAUGGUCAAAAUGGUCAAAAUACCAAUUUUGAACUUUUUACUAGCAAAUAUCUGGAAAGUAAUAAUAUAAAAAACCAUGCGAUAAAUAAAAAUUCAAUUAAUUUAAUGGAAAAAAAACCAAGUAUCAUAAAUAAGCAAAAUGUAAGCAAAGCUGAAAUUAGAACCACAUCUUCAAUUCGUAGCAAUAACAACAUAAACAAUGAUAAUGAUAAUAAAAUAAAUUCUACUUUGGGCUUUUCAAAUUAUACAAAUAAUAAUUAUAUGAAUACAAAUGUGAAUUCAAAAGCAUUUAGUUUAUCCUUUAUGGAAUUAAAAAAUAAAAAAACAUCAUCUCCAUGCAUAUCAAUGAAUAAAGCCAAUUCAAAUUCAAUGCAUAAUCAAAAAUUGGGAUGUAACAAAUUGAAUACUGAAAUAGAUAUUAUAAAAAAAAAUCAAAAUAAUAAAAUUGAUUUAAAAGUUAGAAAUAGUAAUAUUAUUUUUAAUAGCCCAAAACUUUCUUCUGAUUUACCAAUUCAUUCUAGUUUUAAUUUUUCAGAAAAAAUAAAAAUGUCUACAAUUGAAUAUAGUAACCCAAAUUUAAAUAAAUUUAUUUGCAAUAAAAAUACACAUUAUUUUAAUACUUAUAAUAAUUCCUUAAUGGAAACAGAAAUUAUAAAAAAAGAUAAUUCUAACUCAACAUGUAUUAAAGAACCUCUACUCAAUGAAUUAGCAUUUAAGGAUAUACUCACUAUAGAAAACAGUUGUAAAAAUAAACUAGAAUCUAUUCCAAAUAAACCUGCAUCUAUUCAAAAUAAGUCAGUACCUAUUCAAUAUAAACCUGCACCUAUUCAAUAUAAGCCUGCAUCUAUUCAAAACAAACCUACAUUUAUUCCAAAUAAAUCUACAUUUAUUCCAAAUAAACCUGCAUCUAUUCCAAAUAUAGGUAUACACAAUUUGUUUGGAAAUAGAAUCACAGAAUCAAAUUUAAUAGAUUCCCCAAAUAACAAUAUAGAUGCAAAGUUUAAUAUUAUAGAAAAUAAAACCAUGAAUAAUGAAUCUUUAGAAAUAAACAAAAAAAAUAUAGAUAUAACUUUUAAUUUUAAGGAAGACACAAAUAACAAAUGUUAUAACACUUAUCAUCAAAAAAAUCUUCAAAUAGUUCCAUUUGAUAAUUCUGAUAAAAAAAUAAUUAUAAAAGAAUUAGAAUCCGAAAAUAAACAAGUCCUUAAUAAAAAUUAUACGAAUCUAUUUAUAUCUAAGAGUACAAUAGACAUUUUAAAUAAAAAAGUUAAUAAUGUUAUUUAUAAUCCUCAUUCUAUAAAUAUUCAAUUCAAUCAAUACGAUAAUAUAGAUAAACGAAAUACCGAUUCUAACAAUGUUAUAAUUAAAUCAAAUAUUUCUAUGGAUUCUAAAAAUUCAACAACAGCUACAUUACAACAACAUGUUCAUUUAUCUAGCGUAAAUCAAGGUCAUCCACAUAAUCUGAAUAAUAUUCAAGAACACGAAAUUUCAAAAAAAAAUGAAUCCCUCCAAACUGCUCUCGCUCUCUCUGGCCCAAACAAGGUCCUGCACGGGGGGGAACCAGAAAAGGAGGCAGAUGCAGAUGCAGAAGUUGGGGAAGUUGUAGAUGCAGAAAAUGAAGAAGGAGAAGAGGAGGAUGCAGAAGUUGAAGAAGUUGAGGAAGAUGAGGAAGGUGUAGAGGAGGAAGAAGUUGAGGAAGAUGCAGAUGCAGAAGAUGAAGAUGAAGGAGAGGAAGGAGAAGAAGAGGAAGGAGAGGAAGAGGAAGAGGAAGAUGAAGAAGGAGAGGAGGAAGAGGAUGACGGCGAGGAAGAUGGUGAUGAAGAUGAUGAGGAGGAAGAGGAUGAUGGCGAUUACGAAGAAGGAGAAAAUGAUGAAGAGGAGGAUGGUGAAGAUUAUGAGGAGGAGGAUGGAGAAAAUGAUGAAGAGGAGGAUGGAGAAAAUGAUGAAGAGGAGGAUGGUGAAGAUUAUGAGGAGGAGGAAGAAGAUGGUGAUGAAGAUUACGAAGGAGACGAGGAGGAAGAGGAAGAUGAUGUGGAAGAUGUUGAGGAAGAUUGUGAUGAAGAUGAUGAGGAAGAUUGUGAUGAAGAUGGUGAGGAAGAUUGUGAUGAAGAUGAUGAGGAAGAUUGUGAUGAAGAUUGUGAUGAAGAUGGUGAUGAAGGAGAGGAGGACGAAUAUAGCCACGAAGUGAAAUACCCUCAAAAGUAUAUGGGCAAGUUGGGAUCUUUUAAUAAUUUUAACAUUAAAAAUGAUAAAUACACAAAAUUAGAACCAUCAAAUGAAAUAUUUGUUUUACCGUCACAUAAUUUAAGCAGCAUUCCGAAAAAGAAUAUAUUAAGUGUAUAUCCAUCAAGCACUUCUUCAAGUUUUAAUAUAGGUUUUUCUGAAAAAAAAAAAAAAAUCAAUAGUACACUGAUAGAAAAGGGUAUAAAUAGUAGCGAAGAAAGGAAUGAAGAAUUAUGUAGAAAUCGUGAAAAUAUGUUUGAACCAGAUAAAAAAAUACCAUUGGCUAUCUUAAGAAGCGACAGAGACUCAACAUUUAAUAACGAUCAUAAUAACGAUCAUAAUAAUAAUUCGUGUAAUUCGCAUAAUUCGUAUAACUUUUUUAAUGAGAUUUCAAAACAAGUGGAAUGUGAAAAAAAAAAUAAUGAGCAACUAAAAAAAAAACUAAAAGAACAGAUAUAUAUCCAAAGAAAUUUAUCAAAACUUAGAGACCAACAAUAUGCACAUCUUCAAUCUCUUAAACAUAAAGAUGUGUAUAAUAUGAAUGGAAAUAUAUAUUCCUAA